UUAUUUCAUUUCGAUCGAGCUCUCUUUUUCCCUCUCUUUUUCUCUGAACAGCGCUCUCUUUCCCUCUCUUUCUCUCUUACUUCCUCCUCAACCUAACCCUUACAUCUCUCUCACCUAGCCAAAGAAUCCCUAACCUCCUUCUACUGUGUUUGUGUUUACCCCAAACCUUCGUUGGUUGGUUGAAGAAACAGAGAACGUUUCUGCAGCUACACUACAUAAGCGCUCCAUUUGACUUCACCCACCGAACAACCCACUUUUCCACCCCUUCAUCACUAAUCCCUAUCAGGAGCAGAAGUUGGGAUAAGGCAACCCAACGAUAUUGUCCCAAAGUCAAGUAAUAACGAAAUUAAUGGAUCGGGAUUUGAGCCACAAAACCAUCAAUAUACUUACGCUGAAGUAAUGAGAAUUACCAACAACUUUGAGAAAGUUAUUGGAAAAGGAGGAUUUGGAACUGUUUAUCAUGGCUUCUUAAACAACACUCAAGUGGCAGUCAAGAUGCUCUCGGAGUCAUCAGCUCAGGGCUACAAGGAGCUUCAAGCCGAGCUUUUCAAUUGUGGUAGUAUCUUUUGAAGAAAUUGUUUGAACGCUAGCUUGGAAUUGUUUCGAAAUGGAUAGAGAUUGGAUGAGUGCGAAUAGGUUAACGGUAAAAUAUAGGGAAGGUGUUGACUUCUUUUUGGAGUUUUCUGCAAAGAAUGCGGAUAAUCCUGAUUUGGUUCAUUGCCCAUGUCUCAAAUGUGGUAACAUGGAGCGUAUGAAAAUUGCCCAAAUAAGAGAACAUUUGUUUAAGAACGGUAUAGACAGGAGUUAUAAGGUUUGGUAUCACCACGGAGAAAAAAUUAGAAGAUCGGGCGAGGGACCCUCUAGAAAGGAUAAGAUUGUUAAUAAUGUGGAGUAUGAAGAUGAUCACAUCGCAGAGAUGAUUAACGAAGCAGAGUUUGAAUCUCAAGUUCGUCCUGAAACAUUUCAAACUAUGUUAGAAGAUGCUGAAAAGCCGAUUUACCCUAAUUGUACUAGGUUUACUAAAUUAUCGACGCUUAUUAGGCUAUACAAUUUGAAAGCAAAACACGGGUGGAGUGAUAAGAGUUUGACAGAGUUACUAGCUUUCUUAGGAGAAUUAUUACCCGAAGGUAAUGAGGUGCCUUUGUCUUUCUAUGAGGCAAAAAAGACAUUGUGUUCGUUAGGCUUGCAAUAUGAAAAGAUACAUGCAUGUCCUAACGAUUGCAUCCUAUAUCGAAAGAGAUUUGUGGAUGAGGUAUCAUGUCCAACGUGCGGUGAGUCCAGGUGGCAAAAGAAAAAGAAUUCUAAUGAGGUAAAGAAGGGUGUUCCUGCAAAAGUAUUGUGGUACUUACCACCCAUACCUCGUUUGGUUCGGUUUUUUCGAAAUGCCGACCAUGCUAAAAAUUUGACUUGGCAUGCCAGUGAUAGAGUGAAAGAUGGUAUGAUGAGACAUCCAGCUGACUCUCCCGCUUGGAAAACAAUUGAUGCUAGAUGGCCUGAUUUUGCCAAUGAGCCUAGGAAUAUCCGUCUUGGUCUCUCUGCAGACGGUAUCAAUCCACAUACUUCCCUUAGCAGUAAGUAUAGUUGUUGGCCAAUCUUGCUUGUGAUAUAUAAUUUGCCGCCGUGGCUUGUUAUGAAGAGAAAGUUCACUAUGUUGACAUUGAUGAUAUCAGGCCCUUCACAACUCGGCAAUGAUAUUGAUGUAUACUUAGCUCCUCUUAUUGAUGAUUUAAGUAAAUUGUGGUAUGACGGUGUUAAUGCAUAUGAUGCCUAUAGGAAUGAAGCAUUCAAUCUUAGGGCCAUGUUAUUGUGGACAAUCAAUGAUUUUCCUGCUUUCGGGAAUCUUUCGGCUACGGUGUGA
Cannabis sativa is the source of this 1858-nucleotide messenger RNA. RefSeq lists its product as uncharacterized. The transcript is spliced from 5 exons. The record is from RefSeq and is a predicted model, not a curated record. Lineage: Eukaryota; Viridiplantae; Streptophyta; Magnoliopsida; Rosales; Cannabaceae. Bases 608 to 1858 code for a protein of 416 amino acids.